This is a messenger RNA of Scleropages formosus (Asian bonytongue), 2191 nucleotides long. It is a transcript of the gene b3gnt7, whose product is annotated as UDP-GlcNAc:betaGal beta-1,3-N-acetylglucosaminyltransferase 7. The record is from RefSeq and is a predicted model, not a curated record. Gene Ontology annotation, molecular function: hexosyltransferase activity; UDP-glycosyltransferase activity. Gene Ontology annotation, biological process: protein O-linked glycosylation; poly-N-acetyllactosamine biosynthetic process. The coding region runs from base 248 to 1471 and encodes 407 amino acids. Lineage: Eukaryota; Metazoa; Chordata; Actinopteri; Osteoglossiformes; Osteoglossidae. The transcript has 2 exons. Gene Ontology annotation, cellular component: Golgi membrane.
GCAAUGGAUUUUCGAACGCGCAGAGCGGCGCGAGACGGGGAGACGCGAAGAGGCGGGAAGCUUUUGCCAUCACGUCACCGACCGGAGUGUAAAUCAGCGUUUUGCCAGCGCGCAACACUCUACACUCUAAAUUCAACACCCUACACUCUAGUGUAAACUGAACAGUCGAAGCUCUUCUUUUUUUAAAACCAAGUAACUGGACUCGUUACAUCAAGUCAACCGACCGCCUGUGUCUGUCCGUUUAAGGAUGUCCGUCAGGGACAGAUGGAGGCUCUACAAAAGAGUGUGCCUGAUGUUCCUCCUGACUGUGGUGACCCUCACUGUAGUCCACAGGGGCAAUGUGGGCAGCGGAGCGCAGCUUCAUCUGAACAAGUACAGCCGGCAGGGGGCCGCAGCCGAAAGACUCUCUCAGAGGAAAGGUCUCUACGGGGGACCCGAGAGGUUCUGGAAGGUCAGGAGGCACAGCCCACAGGCGACCACCGAAGAGCUCAGUGUGACGGAGUACAGCGGACCAAGCGUGUGGGACGUCACCAUCUCCAACUGCACCGCGAACAACAACUUCACCUCCAGCGAGUGGUUUGCAGGCCUGGAGAGCAACUUCAAGCAGUUCCUGCUCUACAGGCACUGCAGGUAUUUUCCUAUCAUCAUUAACCAUCCGGAGAAGUGCGAUGGAGAGAUCUACCUCCUAAUUGUGAUUAAGUCCAUCAUAACCCAGCACGAUCGGAGGGAAGUGAUUCGGAAGACGUGGGGGAAGGAGCAGGAGAUCGGCGGGAAGAAGGUCAAGACCCUUUUCCUCCUUGGGGUAUCUUCCAACGAGGCGGAGAAAGCCAACCACCAGAAGCUGCUGGAAUACGAAGACUACAUCUAUGGAGAUAUCCUGCAGUGGGACUUUAUGGAUAGCUUCUUCAACCUCACCCUCAAAGAGACACACUUCCUCAAGUGGUUCUCAACGUACUGCUCUAAGGUGCGCUACAUAUUUAAGGGUGACGACGACGUUUUUGUGAGCGUGCAGAACGUCUUGGAGUUUCUGAGCAGCACGCAGGGCGACAGCCUCUUUGUCGGAGACGUGAUCUUCAAGGCCAGGCCCAUAAGAAAGAAAGAGAACAAAUAUUACAUCCCACAGGCACUGUACAAUAAGACACACUACCCACCCUACGCAGGUGGGGGCGGUUUCCUGAUGGCUGGCCCUCUGGCUAGGAAGCUAUAUGGCGCCUGCGAAACCUUGGACCUGUACCCCAUUGACGACGUCUUCCUGGGCAUGUGCCUUGAGGUGCUCCAGGUCACGCCAAUAAAGCAUAAUGCCUUCAAGACUUUUGGCCUUGUGAAGAAUAAGGCCAGCAAACUGAAUAAAGAGCCCUGCUUCUUUAAAAGCAUGAUAGUGGUUCAUAAACUGCUCCCGCCAGAUCUUAUCGCCAUGUGGGAUCUGGUCAACAGUGACCUUGUCUGCUCACAGAAAGCGCAGUUCUUAUAGCUCAAGGACAAGCAGCUGCAUGGAGAGCACUACGAGGCCAGCGGAGCGAGGGGUGCGUAAACGGGAGCUUUGAGCGGACUCGGACGUGUACUCCUUUUCUUGGAGAGGACUGGAACGGUUUUAAAAGUGCUUUUUAUUUUUUAUUUUUGUCUAUCAUGUUUUUUUGGGCGGUGGGGGGGAGGAUCAUGGAUCGAGUACUAACGAGGCUCACAAGUGACCUAACGAACGAUUCCGCUGAUGCCGAAUACUCACUGACCAUUGAGUGUUACGUUUAUUUUAACUAAUAAUACAUUGAAGUUCCCCACACACCUGCACUUGCUGUGCUGCAGGACAGUAUCACUUUGGACCAAGAAUGAACUUCCAAAAGCCCUUGAUGGUGAUACAGUAGUAUCACAGCCCACGCACAGCUUUUCUACCUCAUAGGUGUUGACAAGGGUGUUUUUCUCACUUUAAAUACAUUGUUUUGUUUAAUUAUCCCAUUUACCCAUAAAUCAUGCUGUAAUUAAAUUCAAUUUUUUUAAAGCUGCGAAACACAUCAUUGAAGGACAUGCCGAUACGGGGUGAGAGCUCAUCGUUGAAGCUUAAAGCUGCUCUGGGCUUCCUGCAGAGAACACACUGUAACUUAAAUGCUGUUCCAAUGCAUUAGGAAACAUCUGUAUAUUUAAGUAUACAGAUACUAUAGUAUAUGAAGUUGUUUAACAAUAGACUGAAAAUGGUGUG